Nannospalax galili (Upper Galilee mountains blind mole rat) is the source of this 948-nucleotide messenger RNA. Its product is annotated as taste receptor type 2 member 39-like. Gene Ontology annotation, biological process: sensory perception of taste; G protein-coupled receptor signaling pathway; detection of chemical stimulus involved in sensory perception of bitter taste. Gene Ontology annotation, molecular function: bitter taste receptor activity; G protein-coupled receptor activity. NCBI's taxonomy places the organism in Eukaryota, Metazoa, Chordata, Mammalia, Rodentia, Spalacidae. The record is from RefSeq and is a predicted model, not a curated record. Gene Ontology annotation, cellular component: membrane.
AUGGCUGAGCCCAACAACUACCAGAAACAUAGUUUAUCACCAUUCAUCAUCUUAAUUUUUACAGUAAUAGCCACUGAGUGCAUCACUGGUAUUGUUGCCAGUGGGCUCAUCACAGUGGUAAACAUGGCCACAUGGGUCCAGAAAAAGGCAGUUUCCAUAAACAACAGGAUCCUGUUUCUCCUCAGUGUAUCCAGAAUAAGCCUCCAAAGUUUUGUCGUGGUAGAAAUUAUCUUGUUCCCCAUGUCCCAAGAUCCUUUUUACAACACUGUUUUACGUAGUAUAGUCAAAGUAAAUUCCAUAUUCUUGAAUUACUGUGACCUCUGGUUUGCUGCCUUGCUGAGCUUUUUCUACUUUGUGAAGAUCGCCAAUUUCUUAAUUUUCCGCACGCUGAAAUGGCGAAUUUCUGGAUUAAUGCCCUGGCUUCUGUGGUUCUGGGUGUUUAUUUCCUUCAGCUCCAGCAUGCUCUUCUUCAAGGACACCUACACCGUGUAUAGUAACAGUUCUUUAACUAUCAACAACGUCAACUUCAAGUGGAAAUAUGUCAUGGAAACCAAUGUGGUCAGUGUGGCUUUUUUAUUCAGCUUGGGAAUCCUCCCUCUUCUGAUCAUGGACAUCGCAGCCACCACCUUGCUGAUUUUCUCUCUCAGAAGACACAGUCUGCACAUGAGAAACAGUGCCACAGGCUCCAGAGACCCCAGCAUGGAGGCUCACCUGCGGGCCAUCAAAGAAAGUGUCUGCUUUCUCAUCCCCUACACAAUCAAUGCAGCCGCUCUGAUUCUGUUCAUUUCCAACACUUUAAAUUCCAGUCUUUUCUGGAGUGCUUUGCUUAGAAUUGUCUCAUCUGCCUAUCCAACCGGCCACUCCAUUGUACUGAUUCAGAACAACCCUGGGUUACGAAGAUCAUGGAAGCAGCUUCUGUCUCAAAUCCAUGUGUGCUCAGAGCAUUGA